ACAAACAAUAACAAAGUGCUACUAAAACUCCCUAUCAUGCGGAUUGUAGUCGAGAUUUAUUUACCACAACCGUCUAUCUUUUGAGUUAAUAUGAAAAUGAGACGUUUAUUUAGAGUUUCGCGUACUUUCCGACUCUUUUUUACAGUGAUUUCGAUGUAGGGGACGAACAGGACUUGAGUUUCCAUUGUUGUGGUUUUGCGGGAGACUGAAAACUCCUACCCGUGGAUCAGGCCUGUGUUAACACUUACACUAGGUGUUUAAGAAGUGAAAAUGUCGAUUUUGGGUCUAAAAAAGAAGCAGCCAAAGACUUUUAAAGUCAAAGUCAUCACUAUGGAUGCUGAAAUGGAGUUCAGUUGUGAGGUCAAAUGGAAAGGGAAAGAUCUGUUUGAUCUUGUGUGUCGGACUAUUGGACUGAGGGAAACAUGGUUCUUUGGCCUUAGAUAUACAGUAAAAGACACCUAUGCAUGGCUGAAGCCUGAUAAACGGGUUUUGGAUCAAGAAGUUCCAAAGGAUUCUCCGAUAACAUUUCAUUUUCUUGCCAAAUUCUUUCCUGAAAAAGUUGAGGAUGAGCUUGUUCAGGAAAUUACUCAGCAUCUCUUUUUCUUACAAGUUAAAAAGCAGAUAUUAGAUGAAGAGAUAUUUUGUUCUCCAGAAGCCUCUGUUCUUUUGGCGUCAUAUGCUGUUCAAGCCAAGUAUGGGGACUAUGAUCCAAACUUUCACAAGCCAGGCUUCUUAGCGCAAGAUGAACUCUUGCCCAAAAGAGUGCUAAUGCAGUAUCAGAUGACUCCAGACAUGUGGGAAGAGAAAAUAACUGCUUGGUAUGCUGAACACAGAAACGUCACAAGGGACGAGGCUGAGAUGGAAUAUCUAAAAAUAGCACAGGAUUUAGAGAUGUAUGGAGUUAGCUACUUUUCUAUCACACAAAACAAGAGGGACACAGAGCUGCUGCUUGGAGUUGAUGCCCAAGGUCUUCACAUCUACAGCCCCAACAAUAGGCUCACCCCUAACAAAUCCUUCCCCUGGAGUGGAAUCCGAAACAUCUCUUACAGUGAGAAAGAGUUUACUAUUAAGCCAUUGGACAAGAAAAAGGAAGUUUUUAAAUUCUACUCCUCUCAGCUGAGAGUUAACAAACUGAUCUUACAGCUGUGUAUUGGGAACCACGACCUGUUUAUGAGGAGGAGGAAGGUGGAUUCUAUAGAAGUGCAACAGAUGAAGGCCCAGGCCAAAGAGGAGAAGGCUAGGAAAAAGGUUGAGCGUCAGAUUCUUGCACGGGAAAAGCAGAUGAGGGAGGAAGCCGAGCGUGCAAAGGAAGAAAUGGAGCGUCGUUUGUUCCAGCUUCAGGACGAGGCCCGAAUGGCCAAUGAUGCUCUACUGCGCUCCGAGGAGACGGCUGACCUUCUGGCAGAGAAAGCCCAGAUCGCAGAGGAGGAGGCCAAACUACUCGCCCACAAAGCAGCCGAGGCAGAGCAGGAGAGGCAGAGGUUAGAGGUCACGGCCCUCAAGACCAAAGAGGAGAAGAGACUAAUGGAGCAGAAGAUGAGAGAAGCAGAACAACUGGCGGUUAAACUUGUUGAGCAGUCAGAAAGAAGACUGAAGGAGGCUGACCAUCUGAAACAGGACCUGAAUGAGGCUAAAGAUGCAGAAAGAAGAGCUAAGCAAAAACUUUUGGAAAUCACCAAAACAACAUAUCCUCUGAUUGCAGCAUACUCCAGCUCUUCUCCACCCGUUGGGCCUGACAGUCCAGACAUGGCUGUAGAAAUGGGCAGCUCCAUCCGAAUGGAUUUCAAAGACUCCGAUAUGAAGAGACUUUCAAUGGAGAUUGAGAGAGAACGGAUGGAGUACAUGGAAAAGAGCAAACAUCUUCAAGACCAGCUGAAGGAGUUGAAAUCCGAAAUUGAAUCCCUGAAGCUUGAAGAGCAGCAGCAGGCUGGAAUCUACAGCCUCAGGAGUUACACGGAACCUCCCUAUGUUCCCCACAGCAAUAGGAAUUCUGCCUACAUGGCUCAAAUGGCCUUCUAUGAGGAAGUGUGAAAGAACAGUCCAACCACUGUUUAAGGAGCACAAGGGGCCUGGAGAAACAACAGUUCACUGAAGCAUGCAUGUACACCAAAAAUGCAAAAAUAACCUUGUGUACUGUGCUUUUGAAGUUUAAUAUAUUCAUUUCCCCUUUUUUCAAUUUAUGUGUCAGCAAUGCAAUUGGUUUUUGUGCACGCUUCAAGUAAUUUUGCUAAUACCACAAAUGGUUUGGCACUUUCAAGCUGAAACUGAUUCAUCUUUGUUUGUUCAUAUGACAACAAUAGUUGGUCUGUAAAUGCAUAAUGCAGAUAUAUAGUGAAAAGAAAAGGGAUGUUUCUCCAAUUUUUCUUUUGGCCUAUAAUAUUUUCCUUAGAUUUUCCUAUUAUUUUACUUCAGGUUGCCUGAUCAAUAUAACACUCAGUGCCUUUAACAAAUGCAACCACACUGGUUGGCAAAAAAUGCAUUGUAGUUUUAACUACAGUAUCAGCGAAUGUCAAAUUAUUUAAGUAUUUCCAUGUUUUGGACUUUGGAAUUUGUACUUUUCCUAUUUUAUUUUGUGCUUUUUAACAGUAUAUUGGAUUGAUUACUCUCCAAUACACUAUAGUGCCUUUUGGAACGCUUGCACUACUCAGUGGGUUAAAUUAUUCUCUACCAAUAUACUCUUUUCCUGGCACUAUGGAUCUUGUUCUGCUGGCCAUGUGUCCCGCCUGACAAACAUACCUGCUGUUAUAUUGAUUACUCAUUUUGGCUGGAGAAUUUUGUUAUUUUUUGACAGUGUUUGAUAUAGUGAUACAAAGGCAGAUUUAUUGGUUUUUCUACAAUUUCUGUUACCAAAUUAAAUUAUGUUUUAGUGCUAGGGGUAUGAGCUAUGUUGACAUUUCAACACUACGUGGUUUAGCCAAAAUCUGAAUGUAUUUACAGGAGUAACAAACAUUUCAAACUUUUUUUUUUUUUAUCCCUCAAAAAUAGAAAUGACCGGCAUAACUCAGAUAUGUAACCUUGCUUGAUACCUCAACACUUUAAGCUGAAAGUAUUAUCUUUUGAAAAGUUGUCCUUUUUUUUUCUUCAAAAUCUAUUCAAAGUACAUAGGAUACAUAUAUUUUUUGCAUACAUUUUUGUGAAUGUUUUUAUGCUUUUGACAUGGUUUUUGGAGAACUUCUUUUUUUUUUUUUUUUUUUUUUAGAAAAUAUGCCUGUGCUUUCAUAUAAAGGGAUGACUUCUAAUAUGGUUGAGUAUUAAGACUGUAAUGCCACCCAUUAUGUUAUAGCUUGUCAUUUUUUUAUCAAUUAGAAACCAGCCAGUACGUGAAAUUAGAUAAUAACAAUGCUUUGUUGGGAAAUAUCUAUUGUAAAUACACUACAUGUAUCUCAAAGUCUUACUAUGAGUAGUGGGAGACAUUCUUCUGUUAUCAGCAGCAUGACUGUGCACACUAGCCUAAGAUGUCUUAAGACAGAGUGACUUCACAAGGCAACUGUUCAUGUUUUAAUGAAUGCCACAACCACCUGCCAGUCUCUGCCCAUUUGGUCCUCAAAACACAGUUUUUGAUUUGGUAUUUGUCUUUACCUCUCUGUACCACAUAAAGUGCAGGGGGUAUAACUUCAUGAACAUUAAGCAUGGAUAGAUUUCACUCCUAAUUUUAAUUAAUUUUCUAUUGGAGCACAGUAUCACUGCCUUUGUUUAGUAUUUGUGCCAUGCAUCAGACACAGAUGGUCGAUAUGGAUGAGGAUUUAUAACCUUGUAUGUGCAGUGAAUUGUAAACUGAAAGUCAAAUAAAUGGCAAAUGGAUUUCAGAGUCUUGCUAUGUGUUUGCCUUCUGGUGCAGAUACUGUGAAAAACAAUGCAUUCUGUAUGUAGAUGAUUUUAUCUAGCACUUUGUGGUAUUUUUCCUACCACUCCCUAAUGUUUAUCUCCUGAACAUUCUUUAGUAUCUCAUGCAUGUAGUACAAAAUAGAAAGUCUCAAAAUCUAAUAAAAAUGUUAAUG
Molecule: messenger RNA, 3998 nt
Organism: Xyrauchen texanus (razorback sucker)
Lineage: Eukaryota; Metazoa; Chordata; Actinopteri; Cypriniformes; Catostomidae
Gene: nf2b
Product: NF2, moesin-ezrin-radixin like (MERLIN) tumor suppressor b
Exons: 17
Coding region: 271-2031 (586 amino acids)
Biological process (GO): regulation of cell shape; positive regulation of early endosome to late endosome transport; regulation of organelle assembly
Cellular component (GO): apical part of cell; filopodium; plasma membrane
Molecular function (GO): cell adhesion molecule binding; actin binding
Source: RefSeq, a predicted model, not a curated record